Molecule: messenger RNA, 1393 nt
Organism: Habropoda laboriosa
Lineage: Eukaryota; Metazoa; Arthropoda; Insecta; Hymenoptera; Apidae
Product: contactin-2-like
Exons: 7
Coding region: 338-1297 (319 amino acids)
Molecular function (GO): protein binding
Source: RefSeq, a predicted model, not a curated record
UGGAAGUUUCAAUCUCUGGUUCGUGGAAAUUCGCUCGAGCCAGGAGCUAUCAACGCGCGCGAUCCAAUCAGACGGCAGCUGCUACUUUCGGCUUUGAUGCAGUUGCAACCCUGCUUUUUAAUAAGGUUUGAAGCAUCACCGCAAGAGUGCGCCAACAGCAACUCAAUAAAAUCCAAAGAGCGCCGGACGGGCGGUGUUCCGCGAAGCGUGAUGAGUUUGACAGCUCCCGCGUACUGAGCGUUGUUUAAAAGUAAAAAAUCGAUCAAGAAAUGCGGCCAAGAAAAUAUCCUUAACACGUUUCCGUAUGCAUCCACGCGAGACCGUCUAAUAUGGGAGAAUGGUUGGUCAUAGAAUUAUCACGCUGAUACUCUUUCUGGCAGCAUGGCACAAAGCAGCUACUUUAGUGCCAAUAAGAUCUGUGGCUGUAGACAUAGGUCAGAACCUGACCUUAGCAUGUGCAGACGAAGAUGCAUUGCCACAGUUAGGAGAAUCUGUUGGAGUGAUGUGGAUAAGGGAGGGACGCGAAGAUGGACAAAUUGAAAGACUAAAGGUUGAGCCUAAUGGAGCUUUGGAACUUAUUAGUGUUAGUGCAGAUGAUGGUGGAAACUAUUCAUGCACCUUAGAUGAUGAUCAUGAUGCUGUCAAAACUAGAAUCAAUGUACAAGUUAGAACUCCUCCUCCAGCUUUACAUAAUGUAUGGGUAAAACCAUCUACAAUAUUGGCAAACAUUCUUUGGGAAGUAGUUGGCACAGGUGGUUAUCCUAUCAUAGAUUUCACUGCCGAAUAUCGUCUUAAACCAAAUGUGGGUGAAGAACCAGAAGACUGGAAGCCUAUUGUUCCAGCACACAUUCCUCCAAAUUCUAGGCAAAUUGAUGUGUAUCACUUGGUGCCAAACACUACAUAUUCUUUUCGAGUGUGGGCAACAAAUCAGCUGGGAAGAGGAGAUAUUGUUGAGGUUGAAGGUCAUACUCAUCACAGUGUUGAGGAAUUAGAACUUGCAAGACAUCUCUUAGCAGGUGUAGAAAAUUUUGACACUCGCGUCUGGGUGGCAGCAGUAGGCAUAGUUAUGGGUACACUUAUGAUUCUUGGUAUAGGUACUUGUUACCUUCUCUAUCGUGAGUGCAAAGUACCCUCGCAGCUGGAGGCGCAGGAAGUGAUUGAACUUGUACCCAAUAUCAUUCUGAAUCCAGGAUUUUUCGACGAAAGAACAGAACACAUACCGCAAGAUGAAAAUUUCAACAACCAAACCACUACACGCUUAAACAAUAACAGCGUUGUGCAACCUAUGCGACUUUAGCGAUUAAAUAUUUAAAUUUCCUUGGCUAAUUUUUAUUAACAAGUGGCUUGAGCACAGUUUAUGUGUCACCUUAAACGUAAGUAACUGGAAUUACAA